Molecule: messenger RNA, 1901 nt
Organism: Sipha flava (yellow sugarcane aphid)
Lineage: Eukaryota; Metazoa; Arthropoda; Insecta; Hemiptera; Aphididae
Product: forkhead box protein C1-A-like
Exons: 5
Coding region: 159-1289 (376 amino acids)
Biological process (GO): anatomical structure morphogenesis; cell differentiation; regulation of transcription by RNA polymerase II
Molecular function (GO): DNA-binding transcription factor activity, RNA polymerase II-specific; RNA polymerase II cis-regulatory region sequence-specific DNA binding
Source: RefSeq, a predicted model, not a curated record
UCACUUCAAUGUCAGCUUCAUAACUCAAUGUUAAAAAUGAAUCAAUGAAAACUUACAUAAUGUAUCUAUAAUCUACUUUGAUGGAUACAAAUUAAUCAUCGAUCUUUACCAGUUGUUGACCAAUCGGACAGCAUCUUGGAGAUUGCUGCUCGGUAUCGAUGAACCGCGGUAGCCGACCCGGUCCACCAGAAGAGUCGAACUGUACAACAGCUUCCGUUAACAUGAAGAACGAAGAGACGUUGCAGAGCCACCAGCAGCGCAACAUGUUAGCCGAGGCGAUAGCGUCGCUACCGCCCGUGCCACAGAACCUGUCGGCGAUCGCCCUCUUCCAUCAGCUGCCCAUAUUGUACCAGCAGCACUACCAGCACAUGUUGCAAUCCCGGAUCCUGCCGUACCUGCAGGAAUCGUUGAGAUUGCAGAGUACCGCAAACAUUAUCGACAAGCCGCAGCUGUCAACGAUGCCGACGGUUAGUCCGUUCGACCAGCCGUCUUCGGAACAGAACGCCGUGUCGGCCGCAGCGGUGGCGGCCGCGGACAUGGCGGCCGCCGGAUGCAACGAGAAGCCGCCGUACUCGUACAUAGCGCUGAUCGCCAUGGCCAUCACGUCCACGCCCAACCAGCGGAUGACGCUCAGCGAGAUAUACAAUUACAUCACAGAAAAGUUCCCGUACUACCGUCGGAACAGACAGGGCUGGCAGAACUCCAUCCGGCACAACUUGAGCCUGAACGACUGUUUCAUCAAGAUACCCAGGGGUCGGACCGGCAUGGAUGACAACAUGGGCGGUGGCAAGGGUAGCUACUGGACGCUGGACCCGGUGGCCGCGGCUGACAUGUUCGAACGGGGCAACUACAGACGGAGACGGAUGCGUCGGCAUAGACCGUACCAGCAGCACAACCACCAUCAUCAGACGACCCAACCAGACAUUAAGUCGCUACUACAGCAACCACAGGUACCUCACCACCAUCAUCACCAUCAUUUUGCGGUGUACCCCGAGUUCCAAUUGUCCACCAGAAAUGCGAUAGCCGCCGAAUCAUUGACAGAUAAACAGCACGCGGUCGCAGACACGGUGUCCUCGCACAACUUGGCGUUCCACAUCGAAAACCUGAUACAGAAAAAGCACCAUGUAGGCGAGCUCUCCCAAGAAGAGAUUGUAUCCUCCAGUAGCGUGCAUAACAACAACGACUCGUCGCAUCCGGGCGACGAACAGCUGAUAGUCGAGUCUAAGCCCAAAUUGAUCAUCAUCAACGACGAAGACGACAGCAACAACAGCGGUGGCAGCAGACAUUAGAAAUCCUAUAACAGUGCAUGUAUAAAUUAUAAUUUUGUAAUUACAAUAUAAUAAUAAUAAUAAUAAUAAUAAUAAUAAUUAAGUAGGUACACGGGUACAUGCACUUGGCCGAAUGUACAACAUGUGACGUCAUGUGCAAUGAAACUGUAUAGUACUCUACGAGUUCUCAAUACGUAUGUGUGCGUGAGUGUGGACGACGUGUGUUUAUCUUUGGUCGAGAAAAACGAUAUCGCACCAGCUAGUAUUAAUUUCGUAAUAAAAAUAUAUAUAAUGUUAUUGUUAUUAUUAUUAUUAUAAAUAUGCUGUGAAUCGUUUAUGGUUUUAUUUCUCUUUGUACAAAAUUUUUAUCGAGCUGUGUAUUAUGAUGUUGACGAAACAUGAACUCAGAACUGUAAUACGUUACAUUAUUAUAUUAUACUAUUUGAUUGUAUACCUAUUUGUGUCCACGUGUAUGUAUUAUAACUCGUGUAAUUAACGUCGAUUUAAUACACACACGCAUUUAUAAAUGUUUAAUUGAUGCCAACGUCGAUGUAACAUUAUAUAUUUCUUUGACAACCACCUAUCGACUUACUUCGAAAUAAUAAUAAUAAUAAUAAUAAGAUAAAUAGGCAA